This is a messenger RNA of Owenia fusiformis, 2064 nucleotides long. Lineage: Eukaryota; Metazoa; Annelida; Polychaeta; Sabellida; Oweniidae. The record is from the annotation of a GenBank genome assembly.
GUUAAAUGAAUGUUCCUAUAAUAUGCACAGUCUUGUCUGAAUAAUUGUUUGUCUUUGGUACGGUAAUUGGAUUCAAUAUAAUUUAUUAGAAGACCAGCACUCGGAUCACAAAUUAUUGUGAGUGAUAUAACAUUGGUUAAAAUACAUUGAUGAAAUAUUAAGGGCAGGUUUAGUAAUGAGUAAGGUAAUGUUGUUCAGUUUCAAAUUGGCUCAGUAUAGCGAAUACGGUAUGUUAGUAUACUUUAAGGAAAAGAGAGCUUGAGCGACUUUCAAUUAUCAUUUGGCAUAAGCGUGUCUGAUUUUGGCAUACACAUGUCGCAUUCUGGCAUAAUCGUUCAUAUCAUAAGGAAAAGUAAGUUUGCUUCCACACGAGGUACUUGUUCCUUGUCUUGAAUGUAAUUGUAUCCAUGUAACUAAUCGUGUAUCUUAAGAAGUAUGAUGGGAUAUGUCGGGCUCGUUCCAGACAUUAUGUAAACAAUCUUCUCACAGAAUCUCUUCCACAUUGCAUUCCAAAGGAGGUUGAUCUAUGCAAUGUAAUUCUUAGCAGUUUGUGUGUAAUCUAUUUUGGGAAAUCUUCUACAGAAGUGGGAAAGUACCUCUUGUGGAAUUCGGCUGUAAAUGGUGAGGCAAAACGUCUUGAGAAACAGAAUCUAUUACCUUAGAGGCAAAGCGCAGUUUGAAAGUCAAUAUCAGUGUAGUAGACUAAAUGUCUGGGUAUAAAAUGUGAACAAAUAUGACAGGGGCCACAUGAUGGAUUGCGGGUUUUAAGAAAGAUAAGAGCAGGUUAGCGAGAGCAAGAUAGAAAAGUAAGAUGGGUUUGGAAAGUGGAGGAAAGUUUAAGAUCUGAAGAAAUGGAAUUGUGUAGAACUUUGUACAAUUAGAAAUUAGAAAAUAAAGUGAAGAAGAAAAUUAUAUAAAGUCUCGGCCUUAAUGUUUAGGAACUUUAGAUCCGUUUACCAAUUAGGAACACCAAUGACAUUGAUCAUAAAAGACUUUAAGUAUAAUGAACAUUUGGUCAAGAAGAACAUUGGUGGUCAUUUUAAAUUAACGGACAUUGUGCCUUAAACGCAGUAGCAAGAGAUACAUAAAACAACCUUUACCACCUGAGAACACCAGGUUAUGGCAAUGCAAGUUGAUCCCCAAAGGGUGGAAACAUCUGUAUCUGAAGCCGAAAAGGCACGAUACAUUAACCUUGUCAAGGAAGGAUUGAGAGGAAUUAGACCAAACGCAAAUGAGGUUUCAGGUUACCACUUCUUGCGCAUCAUCUCAGGCGCAUGGGGAAUCGCUACUACUGGUCUCCUAGCGUACGAGACCGGAGAAAUGAUAUAUGCAUCGUUCAACGACGCAUUAAAACAAUAUAGAAUCAACGAUAGUAAACAACAAAUAAUUUUCAGAGAAAUUCUGAAAAAGGAACCGGGCCAAAAAAGGAAAAGAACAGAUGUGAUCGACAAUCUGGUAACAGAGGCCAAAUUCCCGGACAAACCGGAAAACAUACAAGAACUCGGAAGAAAGAUUUACUUCCCCUCACCCGAAUAUACUGGAUCUGACGAAGAAACCCGGGAACUUCUCAAAAGGGCUUUGGACAAGUCCAAGGAAGACGCCUAUGGAGUAGGAGACCUCGUCAAGGUCUGGAAUCCGAUAAACAUCAAAGAGAAAAGUCUUCUGACAGAAAAUAGAAGGCUACCCACUCGGGAUGCUGGACUGUUGAUUUGGACAGCACUGAACGUUGGUCCGAAACUAAUACAACGAGGAGGCAGAGUCCUCGAAGAAACGGCACCCUUACUGGAGAAGCUGAAAGCCCUCAAGUCUGCUGCAAUUCUAAGCAACAUUAGUUGCCACAGGAGAGAAAAUGUAGUAUACCAGAAAAGCCCAAGCAUCUCUGGUAAAACAAACAUAGCGCCCUACCUAGCAUGGUUAGCGGCAAGGACCAUGAAUCUAUCUGACGGCGAGAAGAUGAACAUGAAUAAAUCGAAUGACCCGGCAGGUCUUCUUAAAUGCAUCAGCAUCCUGAAAGGAAAUCAGGCGGGAGUAGGUCACAAGGGAAAGCAGAAUGGAAUUGUGUAG